CUGCUAACUCAGAUAUGGAAUUCAGUUCAAAUCACAAAGCUCCGUUUCUCAUGAAUUCAGGAGUUCCAGAUCUCACUUCGGAAAUCUGAUUUUGUCAUUUCUUGAUUCAGAGGCGGGAAAUUCGAGACCGCGGUAAGAUCUAUAUGCAUUCUUGAAGAUAGUUCAGAUUGAACAAGAGAUGGGCUGCACAUUUUCUGGAUUGAAUGCUUUCUACGACGCCGUGAACAGCGGUGGAGAUGUUUGGAUCAACGAGAACAGGUUCAAGAUCGUGAGGCAGCUCGGUGAAGGUGGCUUUGCUUAUGUCUUCCUCGUCAAGGAGGUGCUCGCUGAUUCGUCUUCCAACGCUGUUCCCGGUGGUUUGCGCAAGAAAUUCAAGGACUCCACUCAUCUAUCUGAUGAUGGUUCAUACGCUUUGAAAAAGGUGCUCAUUCAGAAUAAUGAGCAACUGGAAUUGGUGAAAGAGGAGAUCCGGGUUUCAUCUCUGUUCAGUCAUCCCAAUCUACUUCCUCUUCUUGAUCAUGCUGUAAUAGCUACUAAGCCUACCCCAGAACGAUCUUGGAACCAUGAAGCAUACUUGCUAUUUCCAGUACAUUUGGACGGGACAUUAUUGGACAAUGCCAAAACCAUGAAAGCAAAAAAGGAGUUCUUCUCAACGGCAGAUGUUCUGCAUAUAUUUCGACAGCUAUGUGCGGGUCUCAAGCACAUGCACAAUUUUGAUCCCCCAUAUGCACACAAUGACAUCAAGCCUGGUAAUGUUCUCAUAACCCGUAGAAAGGGCCAACCACCUCUUGCUAUAUUGAUGGAUUUUGGAAGUGCUCGACAUGCAAGGAGGCAAAUUCGCUCUCGUUCAGAGGCACUGCAGUUACAGGAAUGGGCAUCUGAACAUUGUUCUGCUCCUUUCCGGGCUCCUGAGUUGUGGGAUUGUGCAAGCCAGGCGGAUGUUGACGAAAGAACUGACAUUUGGUCGUUAGGAUGCACUCUGUAUGCAAUAAUGUAUGGAGUAUCUCCAUUUGAAUAUGCGCUUGGUGAAUCUGGAGGAAGCUUACAGUUAGCGAUUGUUAAUGUACAAAUCAAGUGGCCAGCUGGACCAACUCCUCCUUAUCCAGAUGCACUGCACCAGUUUGUCAAGUGGAUGCUUCAGCCACAGGCUGCAGUCCGUCCUCGCAUUGAUGAUAUUGUAAUUCACGUUGACAAGCUUGUCUCAAAGUUCUCUAAUUGAGAUAUAAUGGAAAUGAGGCAAACAUUGGAUCAUUAUUAUCACUUGGAGUUAUAUUACAUUGACCCAUCUGGCUAUUCAUGGCUGUCACUUGGCAUUACUAGCUGUGGAAAUAAAGCAGGAGCUGUUCUUAUUCCAGUGUUAUACAGUUAUAUCGUCAUAGUUUUGGCAAUUAGAAAUUGUUUAAUGUUCUUUGACUAUCCAUGGGAAUCAUAUAGUUUUACGUUUUUGUAAUUUAUACAACUACAAAUUGUUUUCAGCUUCUUGAAUAUAGUUGUAGAAAGUGCACCAUUGUGCUACCCAUAUAAUUUAUGUUUCUAGAAGCAUAUGUUUAUGUCCAAGAGUUUCCUGAAACUAAUAAUGUUACUCAACAUUAAAUUAUGCUAUUCUUGAAUGUAUAUUACUUGAACUUUCAUGAUAUAA
Messenger RNA from Momordica charantia (bitter melon), 1639 nucleotides. RefSeq lists its product as uncharacterized. Gene Ontology annotation, molecular function: protein serine/threonine kinase activity; ATP binding. The record is from RefSeq and is a predicted model, not a curated record. Gene Ontology annotation, biological process: protein phosphorylation. Lineage: Eukaryota; Viridiplantae; Streptophyta; Magnoliopsida; Cucurbitales; Cucurbitaceae. Gene Ontology annotation, cellular component: cytoplasm.